AUGUUCCAUGGAUUGCCAAGUGAAGACCCCAUUGACCACCUUGAUGAGUUUGAUAGGCUUUGUGAUUUGACAAAGAUCAAUGGUGUCUCUGAAGAUGCCAUCAAGCUGAGACUCUUUCCUAUGUCUCUAGCUGACAAAGCUCACCAAUGGGAGAAGAGCUUGCCCCAUGGCACAAUCACCACUUGGGAUGAAUGCAAGAAGGCCUUUCUUGCUAAGUUUUUCUCCACCGGUCGCACAGCCAAGCUUAGAGGAGAGAUAUCCAGCUUCAUCCAGCGAAACAAUGAGACAUUCGCAGAGGCUUGGGAGAGGUUCAAAGGCUACACAAGUCAGUGCCCACACCAUGGAUUCAACAAUGAAUCACUACUCUCCACUCUUUAUAGAGGAUGCUUGCCUAGGUAUAGGGAGAUGCUAGACACAGCUAGCAAUGGGAACUUCCUCAACCAGGAUGUAGAUGAUGGCUGGCAACUUGUGGAGAACAUAGCUAACUCAAAUGGAAGCUAUGGAGAAGAGUAUGAUCGCACCAACCGGAGCUCGACCCACCACUCGAUCGAGUCAGACGAAAAGUUGAGAAAAGAUGUUAAGGCAUUGAAUGAGAAGUUGGAUAAGCUGAUCCUAGCUCAGUCCACAAUGAAGAAAGUCAACUUUGUGUCUGCUGAAGAUGGAACCAGUCCAAGAAGGGGAGGAUACACAAUUUGCUGA
Molecule: messenger RNA, 699 nt
Organism: Microthlaspi erraticum
Lineage: Eukaryota; Viridiplantae; Streptophyta; Magnoliopsida; Brassicales; Brassicaceae
Source: the annotation of a GenBank genome assembly